GGGGAGGGAGCCCCCGCCUCGUCAUUUUGCUGAUGGACUUGGGUUUGGGCUUGGGCGACUGCAUCUGCUAGGCCGUCUGGGCGCACGGACGAGAGGGAGAGCUCCGGAAGCCAGGCGUGGAGCGUCUCCACGAUGGGGUCGGUGGGUAACUGCGCGCUUGGGGUCUGUGCCACACUGGAGUUGGGGAAUAUGCGCGUGACCCAAUCCAGGAAGUCCUCUGAGGUGAUGACCCCCACGAAAAAAAGCCCAUGGUUCACCCAGACCAAGCCCAGGGAGACGCCCACCUCCGCCUCAGGGAGGUGUUCUAUGUUCAGGGGGAUGGGCGGCGGUAGGGAGAGGUAUUUAGAAAGCAGUUCCUUGUCGAGGACCAACACCAGCAUGGAUGUCUUUGGGGCGCACGUAUGGCGGGACAGGCGUAUGAGCGCGGGGGUGGAGAGCCUGAUGUGGAAGGCUGUGUACGGGCAGCGAUUAAAUACGCUCACCAGUCAGGAGCUCAGAUACCUGCACCUGGUGCUGUGUAAGAUGUACGGGCUGUGUCUCAACGUAUACUUACUUCGGGAAGCCGUCGCCAACGCGGGCAACCAGGACGACGUGGUCUUAGGCAGGAAGGUGCCCCGCGAGGUCUGGAAAUUUAUCUAUGAUGGGUGUGUGCAAAAAAUGGGUAUUACGCACGAGAUGCUGGUAGAGCAGGCUAGCAGUGCCGCCCUGUGGCUCCGUCUUAAUUCCAAACCCGAGCUGCUGGCUGGACUCAGCAGCUACAUCCUGCACAGGCUCGGGGUGAGGGUACCGGUGACGGUGGCCCCUAGAAACCUCAAAGAUGGAAACUACCUCUACACCCUGGGGGGUGUCCUUCCCGGAAGGUUGCUCAUGCAGGGUACCUCAGGCUCCAUAAAACUUUUCUCUCAGAGGCGACGAGCGCUGGGUAUCUGGGGCCGGUGGAUGUUGUCUGUGGGGAUCGGAGAUGCAUGCGGGGAAUCCCGGCACAAGAAGGCGGCGGCGCGGAGGAACAAAAGAAGGCGCAAUCGGAUACACUUCACUAUCUGUUUAUUUUCAGUAACAGCCACUUGUUCUAAACCACAGCCAUGGUUGUUGGCAAAAAGCCCAAAACAACAAAAUAAAGUCUGUCAUAGUCAUCAUGCCCCGCGAACUGUGCUCUGAUGAUUGCUUGGGCCG
This is a messenger RNA of Choloepus didactylus (southern two-toed sloth), 1173 nucleotides long. RefSeq lists its product as uncharacterized. NCBI's taxonomy places the organism in Eukaryota, Metazoa, Chordata, Mammalia, Pilosa, Megalonychidae. The record is from RefSeq and is a predicted model, not a curated record. The transcript is spliced from 2 exons. The coding region runs from base 133 to 1158 and encodes 341 amino acids.